GACGUCACUAGUCCGCGCCGCCGCACUUUUUGACGCGACUGUGACCCGCCUGCCGGAAGCCGGGUGACUGACCAUGGCGACGGUGGCGGAGCAGUGGGUGCUGGUGGAGAUGGUGCAGGCGCUGUACGAGGCUCCAGCAUACCAUCUCAUUCUGGAAGGAAUUCUAAUACUUUGGAUAAUCAGACUGGUUUUCUCUAAAACCUAUAAGUUGCAGGAGCGUUCUGACCUUACAGCUAAGGAAAAGGAAGAACUGAUUGAAGAGUGGCAGCCAGAACCUCUCGUCCCUCCUGUCUCAAAACACCAUCCUGCUCUCAACUACAACAUCGUUUCCGGCCCUCCAACCCACAACAUUGUGGUCAAUGGAAAAGAAUGUGUAAACUUUGCGUCCUUUAAUUUUCUUGGGUUGCUGGCCAACCCUCGGGUUAAGGCCGCAGCUUUAGCGUCUUUAAAGAAGUACGGCGUGGGUACCUGUGGACCACGAGGAUUUUAUGGCACGUUUGAUGUCCAUCUAGAUUUGGAAGAGCGCCUUGCAAAAUUUAUGAGGACCGAAGAAGCCAUCAUUUACUCGUAUGGAUUUUCCACCAUAGCCAGUGCCAUUCCUGCGUACUCUAAAAGAGGGGACAUUGUUUUCGUGGACAGUGCGGCCUGCUUUGCUAUCCAGAAAGGAUUACAGGCGUCACGCAGUGACAUUAAGUUGUUUAAGCAUAAUGAUGUAGCUGACCUGGAGCGACUGCUAAAAGAACAAGAGAUUGAAGAUCAAAAGAAUCCUCGGAAGGCCCGUGUGACGCGGCGUUUCAUUGUCGUGGAAGGAUUGUAUAUGAACACCGGAACCAUCUGUCCUCUUCCGGAACUGGUUAAGUUAAAAUACAAAUAUAAAGCAAGAAUCUUUCUGGAGGAAAGCCUUUCAUUUGGAGUCCUUGGGGAGCACGGGCGCGGAGUCACGGAGCACUAUGGGAUCAGCAUUGACGACAUUGACCUGAUCAGCGCUAACAUGGAAAAUGCUCUCGCAUCUGUCGGGGGCUUCUGCUGUGGCAGGUCUUUCGUGGUUGACCAUCAGCGGCUCUCUGGCCAAGGAUACUGCUUUUCAGCGUCAUUGCCUCCCCUACUAGCUUCUGCCGCCAUCGAGGCCCUCAACAUCAUGGAGGAGAAUCCAGGCAUUUUUGCAGUUUUAAAGAAGAAAUGCCAACACAUCCAUGAAUCUCUACAAGGCAUUUCUGGUUUAAAAGUGGUGGGGGAGCCCCUGUCCCCAGCACUUCACCUCCAGCUGGAAGAGAGCACUGGGUCUCGGGAGAAGGACGUGAAGCUGCUUCAGGAAAUCAUAGUUCAAUGCAUGAACAAGGGCAUCGCGUUGACUCAGGCACGCUACUUGGACAAGGACGAGAAAUGCCUUCCUCCUCCAAGCAUCAGAGUUGUGGUCACAGUGGAGCAGACAGAGGAAGAGCUGGAGAGGGCUGCGUCCACCAUCAGGGAGGCUGCCCAGGCUGUGCUGCUGUAGGCUGCAGCCCCAUGCUUCCUGCCACAUCGCCUGCAGGCAGAACUGCUUGGAGACCUCCAGUGGAUUGCUGCCCCGUGGUGCAGCUGUGGCUUUAGUACACAGCCUUAAUCAAUGGAUGGAUUUGUUUGUAAUGCAGGAGCUGACUGUAGAGGAAGGCAGAAGACAACGUGUAACUGUACAGUGUGCCAUUUGGUCUGUUUGGAUGCUUUACUCUCUGUCAUGUAUAUUUGUUUAAACUGGAGCUUCAGUUUUCCUCCUCCCGCCUGUGGUAAUGAUUUGAUAAACACUCCUUCGUAUUUCAUAGAAAAGGACGUAGCAUCUAAGAGGAACUCGGCGGGUAUCACAGUUACUGUGGGAGAGGGAAUCCGCUGAAUCUUCCCAAGUCCCUCAGUGGUGACUGCUUGCGGAGAACACUUCCUGCGAGUUAGAAAUUUCAUAUAAUGUAUUUAAUUUGAGAACCUUCUAUGCACUAGUUAUUGAUGUUAUCGUUUCUGAGCUUCACUAACUGAAAAUAUUCAUAGUGCUUCCUAAGCAAUAAUCUGAAUUGAACAUUUGUUUAUUUUUGUGUAAUUGACUUUAUAUUUUUAAUAUUUUCUCGUCAGUCUUGGGAAGAGGAUUAUUCUGGUCCCCAAAUAUGAAUCAUGCCCUGGGCAUUUUUGAAUAUGUCAGAUGUCUGUUUCAUGGUGAUUUUGUCCAGGAGCACAGAACCGUGGGCUUUUCCUAAGCUGAGGAAAAUAAGAACUUCUUUCAUCCUAUAAAGUCCAGAUGCCUCAGAAAAACAGGGAUGCUCUGAAGGUGACUUCCGAGCUGCACACUGGCAGCUGUUCUCCUUGGCGAACAUGCUGAGUGUGCCACGGAGCGUGUGCGUGGAAGGCCGGAGCGUGUGUGUGGAAGGCUGGAGCGUGUGCGUGGAAGGCCGUCAUUCCUUCUCUUGUUGCACAGACAGAGGAAUCAGGUCGUUUAAAUGUCAUUUUAUGAUGUGCAUCCAUGUUAACGGUGGAUCGGCAUCUGUUUAAGUGAUCUGUGACAUUUUGAAUGUUUCUAUUUCAUACGUGCCUUGUGAUUGCUGCUGCUGUGAGGGUACGGUCCUGUCGGGGAUGGGUCUGCUCUGUUUGGUUUUUAGUGAAAUAAACCUCCAAGAGCCUA
Alexandromys fortis (reed vole) is the source of this 2641-nucleotide messenger RNA. RefSeq names its product serine palmitoyltransferase long chain base subunit 1 (gene Sptlc1). Gene Ontology annotation, molecular function: pyridoxal phosphate binding; serine C-palmitoyltransferase activity. The coding region runs from base 74 to 1495 and encodes 473 amino acids. The record is from RefSeq and is a predicted model, not a curated record. Gene Ontology annotation, biological process: ceramide biosynthetic process; sphingosine biosynthetic process. The transcript is spliced from 15 exons. Gene Ontology annotation, cellular component: endoplasmic reticulum. NCBI's taxonomy places the organism in Eukaryota, Metazoa, Chordata, Mammalia, Rodentia, Cricetidae.